GUGAGUUCACCACCUGAGGAAAAGGAAGUCUCCAGAAAACUGUUCUGGCAGCCCAGGAAUCAAACAGCAUGCACUUCGAAGGAGCCGGGAAGCCUCUAAUUAAAUUCAGGCACUGCGAGAGGUCCAUCUACAGUUUCAGUGUGCCCCAAUGCUGUCCCCUGUGCCAGGGGGAGGUGGGCUCCACCAGGAUAGAGGACGCACCUAUCAGCAUCUCAGAUCCAUUCUCCAACGGGCAUCAAGAGAAAUGUUCCUUCCUCCUCAAACCCACGAGAGGGACGUUCCUUAGGGACUACGAUGGGAGGUCUGAUCUGCACGUUGGCGUCACUAACACGCUCGGGGUGGUGUAUAAUUACAACGCGCACGGUGUGCAGCGAGACUCGGCAGGCUGGGAGCGGAGUCUCAGUGUUCCACUAGUGCAGCCCAGCAUGUUUGGACUGAUGGACCAGUGGGACAAGUACUUGGAGGACUUCUCUGCUUCGCCAGCCUGGCUGCCCCACAGGUAUGACGAGAACCACCACAAUUGCUCUAGCUUCGCCCUCACCUUCAUUAACCUCGUCCUUGCCAUGGAGGGCAAAGAGCCGCUGGACAAGAGUGAGUUCACAGAAAAGUACGUGAUCCCGAGGACACGCCUGGCCUCCAAGUACAUCACACUCUACAGGGCCAUCCAGGAGAGGGGCUUCCAUGCGACUGACCAGCCGGGCCCAGUGAAAAGCCCCUCCUAAGCAGUUUGUACCCAAUGCUGGGUGCGAGGGUGGUUGGGACAGGACAUUUUGGUUUACUAGCUUUAAAUGGUACUGCACAUUUCUAACUACUUAAUUGUGACUAAUUAAAAAAAAAGUGUAUGGUUUUCCUUUAAGCUUAUUAUAAAAAUUAUAAGAUCAACAAACACAAAUAAAAAUUUAUAAAACUAAUAAAAUCACAGAGUAUAUAGCUCAGUGGGAGAACUGCCUGCCUAUUAUGUAAGAGAUCCUA
Psammomys obesus (fat sand rat) is the source of this 972-nucleotide messenger RNA. RefSeq names its product MKRN2 opposite strand (gene Mkrn2os). The transcript has 4 exons. Lineage: Eukaryota; Metazoa; Chordata; Mammalia; Rodentia; Muridae. The record is from RefSeq and is a predicted model, not a curated record. Bases 69 to 722 code for a protein of 217 amino acids.